UUAUUUUUCGCAGCUUCUUUACAGGAAGGCCUUGCAUAUGUAAAAGCCUUCUUCGUCGGUCAGACGAAGAGGAUAAAGGCGAGAAAUGAGGAGGAAGCAACCGCGGCGGAGCUUGAGACUGACAAGAUGCAGGUAGAGGCUACUAACGAUGCAGAAGAGACCAAAACCAAACUCAUUAAAUCAUCGUAAAUUCUCGACACUGUGCAGCCAGGAUUAAACAAGCGGGGAACAAAAACCAAAUGAAGUAGCACAAAAAUGGAACAUUGUAAACAGUUCGUGAUCUCUCCAUUAGUGAAGUUCUUUUUGUUGAAUUUGGUCUACUGCUCAAACAUAGCACUAGUUAAUUUUCAUUUUAAUUCUCUUAUGAAGUUGAACCAGAGGAUUGUGGGCUUUCAAAGCGUAUAUAGUCAUACAUGAUCCCUUCGAGGGGACCAGUGGCACUA
Prosopis cineraria is the source of this 443-nucleotide messenger RNA. RefSeq lists its product as uncharacterized. The annotation marks the transcript as partial. The transcript is spliced from 3 exons. The record is from RefSeq and is a predicted model, not a curated record. NCBI's taxonomy places the organism in Eukaryota, Viridiplantae, Streptophyta, Magnoliopsida, Fabales, Fabaceae.